Messenger RNA from Aspergillus sclerotioniger CBS 115572, 2253 nucleotides. It is a transcript of the gene ace1, whose product is annotated as putative C2H2 transcription factor (Ace1). The record is from RefSeq and is a predicted model, not a curated record. The coding region runs from base 1 to 2253 and encodes 750 amino acids. The transcript has 5 exons. NCBI's taxonomy places the organism in Eukaryota, Fungi, Ascomycota, Eurotiomycetes, Eurotiales, Aspergillaceae.
AUGAUUACAUCCCAGAAGCCAGAAGCCGUGAAGUCCCAACACCCCCGGCGAGGGCGAGUUAUGAGCUCACGACCGCCCUCCCUCCUAUCGCCGACAGACGCUCAUGCGUCCUCUCAUCCACGAUUCCGUCUCCGAAAGGAAGAAACAUUCCACGCGACAAGUCCUUCUUCAGAUGACGAGGAUAUCCUGGCCGACCUACACCCUCUACCUCGUCGUUCCCCAACGUCUCCUGCUGCCCUCCAGGCCAUUAUCGCUGGCCAGGAGCGCAUGACCAAGAUGUUGAGUCGCUUCGACCUGCGUUCGCCUCGAAAGCCCCUGUCCCGAGAAGACGACGACGAACUCCCUGUUCGCAAGGGUGUUUUGGAGAUUCACCUCCGGCGAUCGCAGUCUGGCAGAGGGGACUCGUUCAACAUGGAUGUCGACAAAGACCAACGAUCCCCAAGAAAGGAAGCACCGACGAAGGCUAGAAAGGUGCACUGUCACCCAUCGGACAGCGGUCUAGGAACGUCUGUCAGCAGCUGCCAAACCACCUCUUCGCGCCAAGUGAAAGAAGGCCAGUUGUCCCAGGACAACUCGAUCACCAACUCUCAAGCACAGUCAGCUAUUACUAGCUCGAUCAUGGCGAUUGAACCCGAGGCCACCCCAAAACAGAAGCUCAGCUUGGGCGCGUGUCUGGAGAUUGAGAAGCGAAUCCUUGGUCCCCUACUUGGACAGGAUAUGAUCAAGCCAUUCCAUCACAUCGUGGAAAGUGCUCGUCGGCAGAUUGCUAAUGAACAGAUUGGUACGCUCCGUGAUCUUGAAAAGGCGCUACUCUACGUGGCUGCAGAUGUUGAAUCGGAGGUGGGCUCCUACUACCAAUUCUGCAGUUCCACUAUUUUGUGCCUUCACGAAACGUACACCUACUUGAAUCCCCGGGAUCUGUGCAUGCCUUCGGACAAGAGCUACAGCAAUUCCUACUUUCUUGAUCUUACCGCACAGGUUCACCGUUUCAAGGCUAUGCGGGACGAGGCCCGCAAAAAUAAGAAAGAUGCACCGGAGGCGAAAUUGAUUCUCAAGGGCGGCAUGAGCGAGACUGGUCGUCCUCUGGAGCUUGUUGCCCAAAAGGAUGGGGAAGCGGUCUCCAUGCAGACCGGAAAGCCUUACGAUGCCCACGCCCCUCCCCUGGUGAAGCGUACCCUCAGCCUGGGUGAAGCGGAUGAGGGAGCCAGACGGUCUAUGGCCCGUCGUAAGAAGAACGCUCCUCCCAUGAACAUCAAUACGAAGUGUUCCCACUGUGACAAGAUCUUCCAGAGACCGUGUGAUCUGACGAAACAUGAGAAGACGCACUCGCGCCCUUUCAAGUGUCCGUUUGAGGGGUGCAAGUACCAUGAACUUGGGUGGCCCACCGAGAAGGAGAAUGAGCGCCACAUCAAUGACCGUCACUCAACCACGCCUCGCAUGUAUGCGUGCACUUUCAAUGGCUGUGCUUACAAAUCCAAGAGAGAGAGUAAUUGUAAGCAGCACAUGGAAAAGGCUCACGGUUGGAACUAUGUGCGUGCUAAGAACAACGGACGCAAUGCCAAGCGACGGGCUACUUCGGCUCGUGCCAGUCCAGCUGAAGAGAGCACGGCUCAUUCGAGCCCACUGCACAUGGGCCCCGAUCCAGUGAGCUCUAUUCAGCUGGCUCCGGCCCAGGUGGCUUCGCUCCAAAUGGCAUCCGACCAGAUCAGCCCUCUUCAGAUGAGCUCUGAUCAGGUUAGCUUGCUGCAGAUGCAUCCUGACCAUAUGAGCCCUCUUCAGCUGAGUCUGGACCACAUGAGCCCGCUACAAAUGACUCCUGACCGCGCCAGCCCCGCCGAGAUGCAUUCCCUCCAGAUGAGCCCGGAUCAGGGAAGCUCAGUCCAAUUGAGCCCGCCUCAAGUGAGUCCGGCCCAGCUGAGCACCCCGGCGACUGGCCCUCUCCAGUCGCCCACUGGGUUUGUCAACUACCCGCAAACCCAGAUGUUCCAGCUACAGGACCCGUACACUCAGCUCAAAAACGAAGACUGUGUCUUGUAUACUGACAAUGAUUUUGCCCCUUACAAUGGGUCAACGGAGUUCUUCGAAGAUGCCUCCUUUGGAUAUGGGGAGCAUCUAUACCAAACCGGCCAGAUGGACAUCAGUUCCAUGGGAGCUUUGUGUGAUGACCCCUUCAUGAAUAAUAUGCUCUGGGACAACACCUUUCCGGACGAGAAUCUGUAUGCGAUCAACCAGCCUCCAAUGGGUCCGUUUUAG